Molecule: messenger RNA, 3258 nt
Organism: Ctenocephalides felis (cat flea)
Lineage: Eukaryota; Metazoa; Arthropoda; Insecta; Siphonaptera; Pulicidae
Product: ER degradation-enhancing alpha-mannosidase-like protein 3
Exons: 10
Coding region: 191-3217 (1008 amino acids)
Biological process (GO): mannose trimming involved in glycoprotein ERAD pathway; endoplasmic reticulum mannose trimming; carbohydrate metabolic process
Cellular component (GO): endoplasmic reticulum; membrane
Molecular function (GO): calcium ion binding; mannosyl-oligosaccharide 1,2-alpha-mannosidase activity
Source: RefSeq, a predicted model, not a curated record
GGUAUAAGUAAUUAUAUAUAUAUUUUUUUUUAAAAAGUGAAUCAUGUGUUCCAUCCUUUGUGCCAACUCUUCAUCUGCAGCUUUUUUUUUAACUGAAUAGACGAAUAUGCCUAUUAUUUUGAAUCCAUAUGUCAAACAAUUAUCCUGACAAUAAAUUUUUCUACAUGGGAUUUAUUUUAUUGCGUUAAAAAUGGCUAUUUUUUUCACCAUAUGUGGGCCCCAAAUUCAGUUCCUACUUACUCUGGGUUGUUUCAUUGUGUGCGUGUUUUUUACAAGAGGUGAAGAUGAUAUUCGGACUAGUAAUAUAAUGUCUAAAAAAGAACGAGAUGACUUAAAAGAGGAAUCUCGUGAAAUGUUUUAUCAUGCAUAUCGCGCUUAUAUGGAUAAUGCUUAUCCAGCUGACGAAUUAAUGCCUCUGAGCUGUGCGGGGCGUUACAGAGGAAUAGCUGCUCCUAGAGGGGAUAUGGAUGAUAUUUUGGGAAAUUUUUCACUAACACUUGUAGACACCUUGGAUAGUUUAGUUAUUUUAGGAGAUUUUGAAGAGUUCGAACAUGCUGUGAAAUUAGUUAUUAAUGAUGUUUCUUUCGAUAAUGAUAUUAUUGUAUCUGUAUUUGAAACUAAUAUUCGAAUGCUGGGUGGGCUUUUGUCGGCUCAUGUUCUAGCUGAAUAUUUGCAACAAAGAUAUGAUAUUAUGCUCUGGUAUAGAGGUGAAUUGCUACACAUGGCAAAAGAUUUAGGAUAUAGGUUACUUCCUGCUUUUAAUACAACAACAGGAAUUCCUCAUGCAAGAGUAAAUUUAAGGCAUGGGAUAAAGGGAGAACGAUUGGAAAAGGCUCGUGAAACUUGCACAGCUUGUGCUGGAACAAUGAUUUUGGAAAUGGCUGCCCUGUCUAGAUUAAGUGGAGAACCUAUAUUCGAAAUGAAAGCACAUCACGCAAUGGAUGAAUUGUGGAAAAUGCGUCAUCGGAGUUCUGAUUUAAUGGGGACUGUUCUAAAUGUACAUUCUGGAGACUGGAUAAGGAAAGACUCAGGUGUAGGUGCAGGAAUAGAUUCUUAUUAUGAAUAUUGUUUGAAAGCCUAUAUUUUACUUGGUGAAGACAAAUAUUUGAAUCGAUUCAAUAGACAUUAUUCUGCGGUCAUGAAAUAUAUAAGUCAAGGGCCAAUGUUAUUGGAUGUUCAUAUGCACAGACCACAUACAAAUUCAAGGAACUUUAUGGAUGCUUUAUUAGCUUUUUGGCCAGGUUUACAAGUUUUAACUGGUGACUUAAAACCUGCAGUAGAAACUCAUGAAAUGCUAUACCAAGUCAUGCAGAGGCAUACAUUAAUACCAGAGGCAUUUACAUUAGAUUUUCAAGUUCAUUGGGCGCAGCAUCCUUUAAGGCCUGAAUUCUUGGAAUCUACAUAUUUCUUAUAUAGAGCUACACAGGAUCCAUAUUACUUACAGGUCGGUAAGAAAGUUCUUAGAGCACUGCAGGUACAUGCAAAAGUACCAUGUGGUUAUGCCGCUGUUAAUGAUGUCAGAACAGGAAUGCAUGAAGAUCGAAUGGAUUCAUUCGUACUUGCAGAAACUUUUAAAUAUUUAUUUUUAUUAUUUUCUGAUCCGUCGGACUUAGUAUUAGAUCUGGAUGAAUUCAUUUUUACAACUGAGGCACAUUUACUACCACUAACACUAGCAGGGAGUGUCAAUAAUUCCACUAUAUUGGGUGCGAGUGAUCUUGAUGAAGAUAUACUUGAUACGGAAUUUAGCCGAACCUGUCCAACAACAAGAAAACUAUUUCCUGAAUCAGUAAGAAAACCUCUACAGGAUUUAGUUUCUGGAGUUUGCGUUAAAACUAGUCAACCAGGGUCCAGGAAACUCAAAGCAGCCGAUUUUCAGACAAACAAUCCGGAGCAUUUGAAAAUUGUCAGAGAUAUGGGAAUAUCUAUGUUAACACUCAAUGAUGGAAGAGUUCAGCUUCUACACACAUUUUCCAGUGCUCGUUCACCAGCUGAUGCAGAAGAAGGUUUAAUUUUUAUGCAAGAAAUGGUUGAAUUAUCAAAAACACAAUCUUUGAAUAAUGAUGUAGUACCUCAAUCUGUUGUGUUUUGGACAAAAAAUUCCAAGGAGAUUCCUCAAAAGGUUGUAUUAUUAGCAGGCCCAAGCCAUUUCGGAAGAAAGUUGGAAGGAGAUGAUAAAGUUUUCGGCAAAGUUGUUUUUACUGAGCCAUUGAGAGUUUGUUCAGAAAUUCUAAACUCAAAGGAUUUGAAAGGACGCAUUGCAAUAAUGGAAAGAGGUGAUUGUAUAUUUGUUGAUAAAGCGCGAAAGGUUGAAGCAGCUGGUGCCAUUGCUGCUAUUGUAGUAGACAAUGUUCCUAGCACCUCAUCUACUUUUUCACCAAUGUUUAUAAUGUCAGGAGACGGAACUGAUGAUGUUCAUAUUCCCGUAGUAUUUCUAUUCACUGCAGAUGCUAAUGUUUUGAAAAUUGCUAUGCAAAAAGAUCCUAAUCUAGAAGUUGUAUUAGGUGUAGCACAAAUGAUGAAAAAUCAAAGCAAUGAAGCUCCUAAUAUUUUUGAUGAAACUCAAACCGAGAAAAAUAAUCUGCUUGGUGAGAAAGUAAAUGAAUCACGCAGCAUCGGUGACAAGCACGGUUCAAUAGCUUUAAAAUACUUUACAGCUAGUUUUGUUACUGUCAAUGGUAAAGUGAAAGUUGUCAUUGAGUACACAGGACCUUCAAAAACUACAGAUUUGAAGUCUGAACAGAAUAACGAUGACACAAAAAAUUUGUUUGCUCCUUUUGUUUGGAACAAAAAGCGGAAAGAAAUCUUGAAUAGAGUUUUUUCGGGAAAACUAGAAUUGCCUGAAGAACUUGUAUUAUAUUAUUUCAACAUAGUCAAUGAGCAACGUGGUCCAGAUUUCAAAAGUCGAUUAAUGGUUGGUCUUAGAUGGAUGACGCACUGGCUAUUAAAUGAAUUGGAAAUAGAACGAGAUCCUACAAGCAUUUAUGCAAUACCCAGUGAUUUAAUAGUAGAAGUAAGCAAAUCUGAUAUCAAAAACAAAUUGGCAGCCACUCAAAAAUUAUUUGAUGAAAUUUUAAGAUUCAAAGAUAAAUCACUAAUUGAACUUUUAGAGCGAAUGGAUAAAAUUGAAAGUUUAGUCAAACCUAAACCUGCCAGUGUUGAUUCAGAUGAAAUUGUUUCUAGUGAUCGGACUAUAAGUAAUAAAAAAGAUGAACUUUGAUGUUUGUUGACAGAUUCAGAGAUUGAAUAUUAUUUUGCUAA